GGGGGGGGGGGGGGGGGGGGGAAGCCUAGAUUCCUUCAAUCUAAUUUCCAGGGUUUUGUCCAUGGUGAUGUAUGCUUAUUGAUGUAUAUAUCUGUAAUGACUGAUAACAAUGAAUGGUUUCUGUAUAUUGGCUUCCGCUCUGUUUCAAUUUUACAAACUUCAGUUAGUCAUUGUCUAUCAAAAUGCCAUGUUUCGUUGAGAUAAUGUAAUGCUAUUCCUUGGUGGUGUUCUGUGUUUUAGGUUUCUCAGCCGUCUUCAUCACAGAGUAUCUGAUUUUUUGACAUCAAAAAGCUCCAUCUGACCUGACACUUGCAUUACUGACUCUUUUUAUUACCAUAUCUGUCAAUGUCCCUAUCUUCAAUAUGUCAGUUUUGUUGCAUUUGUGAUUUACUUGUACUGUACAUACUGAUAUUCUAUUAUGGCCGUCAUCAGUGUCAGAAACUCGUGUGCACAUAUAAAUGUUGAUGGUAAUGCAAAUAUCUACGGUUUUUUAAGUGCUGAUGUAAAUAGAUUAGAAAAGGUUGUGGAAACUAUAUUGGAUCCAUUCAAGUAUCUGGUGAGAAUGGACACAUUGCUGCUGGAUUCAUGCAAAAUAUCAGGUUGGACUGAUAAGGAGCAGCACUAUGGAUUCUACAUCACUCAAGAACUGUCGGGUUUCUGGGGGGCUGAAUCUACAAUAUGUUGUCAUCACAGCCCAUUUUCAAAUUACAACUGGGAAUGGAGAUUGCUUCGACGCUCAGCUCCAAACCUGCAAACUGUACUUUACAGAGAUGACAAUGGAGACUGAUGCAAACGUCAGAGAACUUCAAGCCAACACAAGAUCCCCUUCUUCUACUUCUACUUGUUGCUCUGGCAGCUGUCCUUCUCGAUAAGGAAGUAGAAUCCUCUUUAUUUCUUCAGCAUUGAGUGUCUCAUAUUCUAACAGAGCAUUUGAAAGUGCAUGUAAUGCCUUUUCAUGCUGAAAUAAACAUGGCAAACGUUAGAACAGAACUUGAAAUGCUGAUGUGAGAUUGUUGUUCUCUGAUUUAGUUUCCUUAAAACUUGUUUCAAUCUCCAGGAAACAAGAAAUGGAGUGGAGUCGGAGUCGAAAUGUAAAACGAACCUUUUUUAAGAGGGCUUUCACGCGAUCAUAUGCAUCUCUUAGGAGUUUAACCA
Messenger RNA from Cucurbita maxima (winter squash), 1155 nucleotides. RefSeq lists its product as uncharacterized. Bases 419 to 787 code for a protein of 122 amino acids. NCBI's taxonomy places the organism in Eukaryota, Viridiplantae, Streptophyta, Magnoliopsida, Cucurbitales, Cucurbitaceae. The record is from RefSeq and is a predicted model, not a curated record. The transcript is spliced from 3 exons.